This is a messenger RNA of Trichechus manatus latirostris (Florida manatee), 2332 nucleotides long. It is a transcript of the gene TNFRSF14, whose product is annotated as TNF receptor superfamily member 14. The transcript is spliced from 8 exons. Gene Ontology annotation, cellular component: external side of plasma membrane. The record is from RefSeq and is a predicted model, not a curated record. Gene Ontology annotation, biological process: positive regulation of peptidyl-tyrosine phosphorylation; negative regulation of alpha-beta T cell proliferation; positive regulation of T cell migration. Gene Ontology annotation, molecular function: protein binding. The coding region runs from base 394 to 1275 and encodes 293 amino acids. Lineage: Eukaryota; Metazoa; Chordata; Mammalia; Sirenia; Trichechidae.
CAGGCUGUGACGGCUGGAGUCCCCCUUCCAGGCUUUGCAGCUGCUGUCUCUGGGACCACCCUCACUUCCUCUUCUGGUCUGCAUGCUUUCCUCCCCUCCCUCCAUGGCUGCCCCGCCCCAUCCUUUCCCAGGUUCCACCUGCCACCCAGCCUUGCACAGCUCUCCCCACGGGUUACAGUCAGCUCCUGUCCCCCCUCAGCCCUGGACCUGGGGUGCAAAGCCCUGAGACGUCACACCCUCCCGGCUAACCGUGAAGGUGGACCUCCCCCUAAAGGUUCUCUUUUACUUUCACUUUGGUCUACAAUGGCGGCGAGGACGUCGAAUUCUGGAGGUUGUUGUGCAACCGGGGGUCCAAGACGGGUAGCCAGGGGCUGAGGGGGGCUGAGGAGGGACAUGGAGCCUCUGCAGGGCUGGGAGUCUUUCCCCGGGAGCCCCGCACCCCAGCCAGACAUCCUGAGACUGGCACUGUACUUCCUCCUCUUGGUACCCUGCCACUUCACCCUGUCGCUGCCCCUCUGCAAAGAGGAGGAGUACCCGGUGGGCACUGAGUGCUGCCCCAAGUGUAGCCCAGGUUACCGGGUGAAGCAAGCCUGUGAUGAGGCAACUGGCACAGUGUGUGUACCCUGCCUCCCGGGGACCUACACGGCCCACCUCAAUGGCCUAACAGAGUGUCUGCGGUGCCGAAUCUGUAACCCAGCCAUGGGCCUCGAGACCCGGCAGAAGUGCUCCACCAUAAAGGACACUGAGUGUGGCUGCCCCCGGGACCACUUAUGCGUGAGAGAGGACACAGACCCCUGUGCCAUGUGCCAGCCCCUGGAAACGAAAGGCUCUGAGAAGAAGGAUACAGGGUGUAACAACUGCCCGCCUGGGACCUUCUCUCCCCUGGAGACCCUGGAAGAGUGUCAGCCCUCGACCAACUGCAGUGGCUGGUUGGAGACGGAAACCAGGCCUGGAACCUGUACCACUGAAGGUGCAUGCUUCUCCUGGCUUAGUCUUAUUUUGGGCCUCAGCAUCCCUUGUGUUAUAAUUUUUGGCCUCGUGAUCUGGUACCUGAAGAAACAGAAAAGGCCAUCUGGGGGUCUGGCCAAGAGGAUGUCCUUUUUCCAGAGGUGGAUAAGACGAGAUGCUGAAAGGGACACUACAGUCUCGGAGGCCCUGCAGGUUGGGCUAGAUGUCACCACAGUGGCUGUGGAGGAGACGGUGAGAGAGGACACAGCCAGCUGCUUAACGCCCCAGGACCUAGAUAUGGAGAUAGGCCUGGAGUCACGAGGAUGACAGUGGUUGCUCCUCUCUGUGUGGGCAGCACCCAGGCGCCAGGAAAGCUUGGUGGGGACCUGCCUGGGGCUGGCUGCAACUCUGCUGCAGAGAGAAAGACAGGGUCACGGUUCAGGUGACACGUGUAACACCACCCAUCUACUUUAUCAAUGAUAUAAGGUGCCAAGAUCCCUCCUCCAGCCCCGCCCUGACCAAGCACCUCUGGGACCAGCACUCUAGGAGCCCAGCGUCCCACCAUGCCUGCCCAGCCCUGCCUGCUGCACAGCUGCCUCCACAGACCCCAGCAAACCCAGGACUGCCUGGCCCCGAUCCCAGCUCUCUGCCUUUUCUGAUUCCCCUCUGAGCCUCAGCUUGCUGGUCUGUGGGAUGGGCCUGUGGGGACCUACCUCACGGGGCUGGGACAGUACUAGAUAGCAUUAUAUGAAUGCUAUGCUUUAAAGUAAUUUUCUAAAUUGAAUUUGUGUUUGGCAUUUUUUCCCCUGUAGUAAUAAAUGCAUAUCUUGUGGAGAGAUGCUUUGAGAUCAUGUAAAUAUCCUGUUUCUCAUCCAACUUUCACCCAUUGAUGAUUCUUGCCUGAAACAAGAAUUAUUAGUGGUUGUGUAACGGCAAUGUUCUAGUUCUAUCAUCCUUGGUACAUUAGUUAGUGGAAGUUCUAUUGGAAGGAUGAGCUUCCCGUCUUCUCCAUUUUCUUACUUAUCUCACGAUGACCUCAUGGUUUCUUACUUUGGUCAAUGGGUUCUAAUCCAUUACUAUCAUUAUUUAUUGGGUGCCCAGGUGUCCAAGAUUUGUCCAGUGGGAGUGCCUUCAAUUUGGUUCCUGGAUUCUUUUUGUCCUCCCUAGCUUUUUCUUUCUUUUUUUUUUAAUUGUGGUGAAAUACACAUACAAUUUACCAUUAAAACCAUUUUAUUGUACGACUCAGUGGCAUUGAGUACUGGUAUAUUUAUAAUUGGCUGCAAUAAUGGGCUCAAACAUAGCAAUGAUUGUGAGGAUGGUGCAGGACUGGGCAACAUUUUAUUCUGUUGUACACAGGAUCGCCAUGAGUUGGAACCAACUCACC